AUGGAGCUGCGGCUGUGGUUCCUUUUCGGGCUCGCAGUGACCUCCGCCGCAGGAUUGGUGCGUCGCCCCCCGCCUGGGGACGCUGGCAGGAGCGGCGAGCCCCGGACCCCCUCUGCCGCCAGAUCGGAGGGGGGCGCGGAGGAGACUGUGGCCACAGCAGCAGAGCGCGGUCCAAGCCCCAGAAGCCCUGGGCAGGAGGAGGGACCUGGUCGGUUUGGGGAGCAGGCGGCCGAGGGGGACCCUGUGCACCACCGAGCCCGGCGCUGUACAUGUUUUACCUACAAGGACAAAGAGUGUGUCUACUAUUGCCACCUGGACAUCAUCUGGAUCAACACUCCUGAACGGACUGUGCCCUAUGGGCUGUCCAACUACAGAGGCAGCUUCCGGGGCAGGAGGUCGGCCGGGACCUUUCCGUGGAGCUCACAGCCGUUGAAGCGGACGCCGCGCUGCGCCUGUGCGGAGAGUGAGGACGCCGCCUGUGUGCAUUUCUGCACCUGGACCCCGGCUGCCCGCGGGAAUUCAAGGACGGCACAAACACCUGACAAAGAAGCAGGAAAGCAGGCCAGCGGUGCUGCCAGGGGCAUGUGUCGGAGGAGCUGUGCUCUAACGGCCACGCUGAGAUUGCUGAGUGUCUGA
This is a messenger RNA of Mesoplodon densirostris (Blainville's beaked whale), 636 nucleotides long. RefSeq names its product endothelin 3 (gene EDN3). Gene Ontology annotation, cellular component: extracellular region. Lineage: Eukaryota; Metazoa; Chordata; Mammalia; Artiodactyla; Ziphiidae. Gene Ontology annotation, molecular function: hormone activity; endothelin B receptor binding. The coding region runs from base 1 to 636 and encodes 211 amino acids. The transcript has 5 exons. Gene Ontology annotation, biological process: vein smooth muscle contraction; regulation of vasoconstriction; intracellular calcium ion homeostasis. The record is from RefSeq and is a predicted model, not a curated record.